GGUGGAAGAAGAGAUUAAGAUAAAGAGAUGUUGAAAGGGUGAGACUGUCUCAGUGCACGAGAGGAACUAAAGCAAGCCAGUCAGAUCUUCUAAGAAAGGAUGGCUGUUAUUGAUGCCGUGCUGGAUCGUCUGCUAGAUGAACUCCUGGGUCUGGGUCGUCUCCUGUCUCCUCUUUGCUCCCUCUCUGUUCUCCUCCAGCUCUCUGCUCUGGUUGUCCUCCUCCUCCUGUCCCUCCGUGUCGUCUGUCUGCUGUGGAGCCAUGCUCAGUUCACCAGACGUCUCCGGUGCUUCAGUAAACCCCCCACACAAAACUGGCUGAUGGGACACCUGGGAGAGAUGAGGAGCACGGAGGAAGGCCUGCAGGCAGUGGAUCAGCUAGUAAGAACCUACAGCCACUCCUGCUCCUGGUUUCUGGGCCCCUUCUACUCCCUGGUACGACUCUUCCACCCUGACUACAUCAAGCCUCUGCUGCUGGCACCAGCUUCCAUCACAGUCAAAGAUGAGCUUUUCUAUGGGUUCCUGAGACCAUGGCUGGGACAGAGUCUUCUCCUGAGUAACGGAGAGGACUGGUCUCGUCGUAGACGUCUACUCACUCCUGCAUUCCACUUCGACAUCCUCAAGAACUAUGUGAAGAUCUUCAACCACUCCUCCGACAUCAUGCAUUCUAAGUGGCGCCGCCUGGUGGCCGAGGGAGAGAGCUGCCAGGACAUGUUCAGUCACAUCAGCCUGAUGACUCUGGACAGUCUGCUCAGAUGUACCUUCAGCUACAACAGCAACUGCCAAGAGAGUUCCAGUGAGUACAUUGCAGCCAUUUUUGAGCUGAGUACCCUGGUGAUUGAGCGGAGAGGACGUAUCCUGCACCACUGGGACUGUCUGUACUGGAGGUCCCCAGAGGGACAGCGCUUCAAACAGGCCUGUAGUGUAGUACACGGGUUCACCAGGACUGUUGUCCAGGAGCGCAGAGCACAGCUUCUCCACCGGGGGGAGCCAGAGAGCCACACUGACACCACAGGAGGGGAGGAGGAGAAGAAGAAGAAAAGAGUAGCAGAUUUCAUUGAUUUGUUACUGCUGUCAAAGGAUGAGGAUGGUCAUGGUCUCACAGAUGAGGAGAUAAAAGCAGAGGCAGACACUUUCAUGUUUGGAGGUCAUGACACCACGGCCAGCGGGAUCAGCUGGGUUCUGUAUAACCUGUCUCAGCAUCAGGACUACCAGGACCGCUGUAGAGCCGAGGUCAACGACCUGCUACAAGACCGAAAGACAGAGGACUUAGACUGGGAGGACCUGAGCAGCCUCCCCUUCACCACCAUGUGUAUUAAAGAGUCUCUGAGACUGCACUCCCCCGUGUCUGCUGUCACCAGACAAUACACGAAGGACAUGGCGGUGCCAGGUGGACGGGUCAUACCACAGGGUAGCAUCUGUCUGGUGAGCAUCUAUGGGACCCAUCACAACCCUGAGAUCUGGCCUGACCCAGACGUCUACAACCCCAUGCGCUUCGACCCUGAGAACUCAAAGGGCCGUUCAUCCCAUGCCUUCAUACCUUUCUCUUCGGGACCUAGGAACUGUAUAGGUCAGAAGUUUGCCAUGGCGGAGCUGCGUGUGGUGGUGGCACUGACCUUGAGGAGGUUCCGUUUGACCCCAGGGGGGGUGGAGGUGAGGAGGCUACCCCAUCUGGUGCUCAGGGCCGAGGGGGGGCUGUGGCUGACGCUGGAGACCCUAGAAGCACCCCAGGACUAACCCCUGAACUCCUCUCUCCUCUAUGGAUCAGACAGAGAAAACUGAUUUUAUGACUUUACUGUAUUAACAUACGCUGAGUAUACGAAACGUUAAGAACAGCUUAACACAGUAAAAUACAUAGGCCUAAAGCCGACAAAUAAACAGUAAAAUACAUAGGCCUAAAGCCGACAAAUAAACAAUAGAAUACAUAGAGGCCUAAAGCCGACAAAUAAACAGUAAAAUACAUAGGUCUAAAGCCAACAACAUGAAAACAAUAGAAUACAUAGAGGUCUAAAGCAGACAAAAUGAACACAAUAGAAUACAUGGGCCUAAAGCCGACAAAAUGAAAACAAUAGAAUACAUAGAGGCCUAAAGCCGACAAAAUUAACACAAUAGAAUACAUGGGCCUAAAGCCGACAAAAUGAAAACAAUAGAAUACAUAGAGGCCUAAAGCCGACAAAAUGAAAACAAUAGAAUACAUAGAGGCCUAAAGCCGACAAAAUGAAAACAAUAGAAUACAUAGGUCUAAAGCCGACAAAAUGAAAACAAUAGAAUACAUAGAGGCCUAAAGCCGACAAAAUGAAAACAAUAGAAUACAUAGAGGCCUAAAGCCGACAAAAUGAAAACAAUAGAAUACAUAGGCCUAAAGCCAACAAAAUGAAAUCAAUAGAAUACAUAGAGGCCUAAAGCCGACAAAAUGAAAUCAAUAGAAUACAUAGAGGCCUAAAGCCGACAAAAUGAAAACAAUAGAAUAUCCUGAUGAAAAUGCAGGUUCUCAUGAAUCGCUCUACUCAGCCUCCCUUUCCAUCUGUCUUGACUUGAGCUAUGACUCAACGUUAUCAGGACAGAGAAACCACAUACAUGCUCAUUGCUCUAUCAGCUGGACAUAAAAUAAACCGGUACAUGUUGUUUCUCACACGUGUAUCAGGUUGUGAACUCUACAAACAAAAAAAAGGUGAAUUCACCAAUUUGUAAGUCGCUCUGGAUAAGAGCGUCUGCUAAAUGACUUAAAUGUUAAUGUUAAUGUUACAAACAACGUUUUUCCACUCGUGGGAAGGAGAACGGUAAAUGACUGUAAAUGCAUGCAUUAACAGAAAUGUAACCAAAUGACGGGAUGAACGGCACAUCUACUAUGCCUACUGGUUACAUAUAUGAUGGAGAAUUGAACAAAACAAACAAUCGAAGAGCAAACAAUUCACAACAAUGAAUGUGCAGUAAUUGUCAGGAGACCACAGGGGGAGCAUUCUGGAGAGCUGAGAGCAUGCAUUCUGGAGAGCUGAGAGCAUGCAUUCUGGAGAGAGACGCCCAUAUCUUCGCGACACAUCCCUCCCCUACUUCUUGUUGCAACAUUUUUAAAUUAGUCUCGAGACGCAUUAUCUUCACACAUUUGAGAUGUUUUUCACUGACAGCCACAACUCAAUAAUCAGCCAGGUCUAUUAACAUGCGCGCUGCCCAAAUUGCUGGUUUCCCAAAUAGGAAUAGGCAAACAAUCCAUAGCUAUUUUUAUUUAACUAGUUAAGAACAAAAUCUUAUUUACAAUGACGGCCAGUGGGUUAACUGCCUUGUUCAGGGGCAGAACAACAGAUGUUUACCUUGUCAGCUCUGGGGAUUCGGUCUAGCAACUUUUCGGUUACUGGCCCAAUGCUCUAUCCCCCAGGCUACCUGCCGCUUAUGAUGCUCUGUGGCUAAGUUUAGCUCUCUGGUAAAGUAUUUAGAAUUAUUUUAUUGGGACAGGAGUAAUUGUUUAAUGUUGAUAAAAAACAUCAAUUACUUUAGAGGAAGCCAGCAUCUGAACACUGUGUUCCCGCUAACUUCCCUUUCUAAUUCGCAAGUGGCUGAAACCAGAGAUAACUAUAUAUAAUGACGAGACGUUGACGUCUCCGUUCUAACAAUGUGAGUCGUUCCAAAGGCGGGAAUGCAGGCUACACGCGUAGGUCUUGCAUAUCAUGCCCAUAGAAACGCAUUGGGUUAUUUCAGGAUUUAUUCUGGCGAGAGUGAGUCCUCUCGCUUUGCCAAAUUAUCUAUGUUGAAACUAGCGAGAGAAACAGCGCCCCUCUGUUUUCUUUCGUGUAGACCAUGUAUCUGAUAAGAUCUGGCAGGAAAAGGUACUACAUGUCAUACUCCUUUUGUCCAGACAGCAUCACAUACGGAGACAGAGGGAUGCUUUUUCGCUCGCUCGAAUGCUUUAUCUGAGAUUGAUGCGUAUUCCUGUCGGCGCGCGUCUUGGCCAAAUAAAUGUUCAGUAUUUCAAUAUUUUAUUUGGACGGGCAAGGAGGGAGGUAGGUAGGGCAGGCCAGCCCCCCUAUGUCCCGCCCAUAACACCUACCGCCCAUAAUGUUUCAGGCGCAUCGGUUAGUGUCAAGAAGUGCAACGCUGCUGGAUUUUUCAUGCACAACAGUUUCCCGUGUAUAUCAACAAUGGUCCACCACCUAAAGGACAUCCAGCCAACUUGAGAACAACUGGGGGACGUAUAGGGUGGUACUGUAGGUAGCCAAGCACUUAAGAACUUAGUAACUGAAAGGUUGCUGGUUUGAAUCCCCUAGCAGAAUAAGGGGGAAGAAUCUGCCGAUGUGCCCUUGAGCAAGGCACUUAACUCAAGUCGCUCUGGAUAAGAGCGUCUGCUAAAGUGUGAAAUGGGUCAGCAUCCCUGUAGAGUCCAUGCACAAACAUCUGAAGCUGUUCUGAGGGCACAAGGGGGAGGUGCAACUCAAUAUCAGGAAGGUGUUCCUAAUGUUUUGUCCGCUCAGUGUAUGUCAGAUGUAUUAGAACAUAAAUACACAUAGAAACAUCUCAAUGUACGGUGAAUGUAGGUCGGCCUACUGAAUGUAUGUGAACAUAGAUACACAUAGAAACAUCUCAAUGCACGGUGAAUGUAGGUCGGCCUACUGAAUGUAUGUGAACAUAGAUACACAUAGAAACAUCUCAAUGCACGGUGAAUGUAGGUCGGCCUACUGAAUGUAUGUGAACAUAAAUACACAUAGAAACAUCUCAAUGCACGGUGAAUGUAGGUCGGCCUACUGAAUGUAUGUGAACAUAGAUACACAUAGAAACAUCUCAAUGCACGGUGAAUGUAGGUCGGCCUACUGAAUGUAUGUGAACAUAGAUACACAUAGAAACAUCUCAAUGCACGGUGAAUGUAGGUCGGCCUACUGAAUGUAUGUGAACAUAGAUACAUUAAGUACUUUUCAUUUGAAUUGUUAAUGCGAAUUUUGUAAGCUAUUUGUUUUUUUGCAGUGUGUGUGCAUUGUUAUUUUGAGAUUCAAUAAACAUAGCCUUGAUGAGUACGGUGCUAGCAUGUGAA
This is a messenger RNA of Oncorhynchus masou masou (cherry salmon), 5014 nucleotides long. Its product is annotated as cytochrome P450 4F3-like. The transcript is spliced from 13 exons. Gene Ontology annotation, molecular function: oxidoreductase activity, acting on paired donors, with incorporation or reduction of molecular oxygen; iron ion binding; heme binding. Bases 100 to 1734 code for a protein of 544 amino acids. NCBI's taxonomy places the organism in Eukaryota, Metazoa, Chordata, Actinopteri, Salmoniformes, Salmonidae. The record is from RefSeq and is a predicted model, not a curated record.